Molecule: messenger RNA, 4365 nt
Organism: Actinia tenebrosa (Australian red waratah sea anemone)
Lineage: Eukaryota; Metazoa; Cnidaria; Anthozoa; Actiniaria; Actiniidae
Product: putative ATP-dependent DNA helicase HFM1
Molecular function (GO): ATP binding; nucleic acid binding
Source: RefSeq, a predicted model, not a curated record
AUGAGCUGGCAUUUUAGCCCCUUCUCACAAGAACAGAAAAAACAGCAUCGUUUAUUGGACGAUAUCUUGUUUGAUGAUCAGGACAAAAACAAGAARGCCAACCAAGUAAAGGUGCACCCAUUUAGAGUAUCAAGUGCACCUCGUCUUCCUCCAGCACCGCCAGACUUCGAGGACUUAUUCUCGCAGAUCUCCCAAAAAGACAUUACAUCGACUCAAGCUUUCCGAGAAAAUCUCUCACAAUUUGGAAAAAAGGACUACAUAAAUACCCAAAAUUCAAGAGCUGAAAUAAGAGGGUUGGCAACAAGACAUCAUGAGACCCCUACCUUGAAUUAUCCAGAGAGCSACCGGCUUUUUCAUAGUCCUCCCAGGAUUGAUUUAGAUAUUGACGAUGAUGAAGAAUAUUUAUACCCAGAGGACUCGCCUGAGCUGUUUACACCCGAGCUGUUUUCCGAUAGUUAUAACAUCCAAGAACAACGGAAAAAGCCUAAUGACGAAUUUCCAAGGUCUACAAAUGCUAAUAAUAGGGGACUAGCACKUCCUUCUCAAAAAUUCUAUGAUGAUUCAUUCAGAACACCAAACCCUCUGUUUAUCCCUGCUGAACAAUUUCGAUCGGUUUUCAGUCAAUUUCCGUACUUUAACAUUGUCCAGUCACGGGUGUUCGAUGAGGUAUUUUACUCCGACAAACCAUUAGUGAUCUGCGCUCCAACUGGAGCAGGAAAGACAGUAAUAUUUGAGCUUGCUAUUAUCCGGCUUCUGAUGACCGUAGGUGCAACAAUAUCAAACACCAAGAUAGUAUACAUGGCGCCCAUGAAAGCACUCUGCAGUGAGAGGUGUAACGAUUGGUCUUCCAAAUUUGGUUCUCUUGGCUUGAAGUGCAGGGAAGUAACAGGCGACAGUGAACUGGACGACUACUUUGAGUUACAGGACACCCAUAUUGUCACCACAACACCUGAAAAGUGGGACAGUAUGACAAGAAAGUGGAAGGAUAACAAGUCGUUGGUUCAGAGCGUUCGUCUUUUUCUCGUCGAUGAGGUGCACACGUUAAACGACGGUAAUCGUGGUGCAACUGUUGAAGCAGUCAUAAGCCGCAUGAAGACAGUUCACACAGCUCUUUCCCGAGGAGCGGGCAAGCGGGAAAUCAAUCGAGAUACAAACAUGCGUUUAAUAGCUGUCUCUGCUACCAUUCCAAAUGUGGAAGAUGUUGCAGCGUGGAUCGGAGGAACAGAGAACCCUGCAUCAAGCUACAGCAUGGAUGAUUCUUAUCGACCAGUAAAACUAAGAAAAGUCGUUCUUGGUUUUCCAAUGCACUCAAAUAUGUCUGAAUUCAAGUUCGACUUGUCUUUAAACUACAAGCUGAGUGGCGUCAUACAAACUUAUUCUGAUCGGAAACCAACACUUGUGUUCUGUUCAACACGAAAAAGCACCCAACAAGCUGCAAACACUCUAACAAAAGACGCAAGGUUUAUCGUUAAUUCUCAACAUCGUCAAAGGUUAACACAAAUUGCAAAUUCAUUGCACGACUCAAAACUUAGAGAACUMGUGAUAUGUGGAGUUGGAUACCACCACGCAGGACUUGACAGYACAGAUCGUAAAAGCAUCGAGAAUGCGUUUUUAAAAGGCGAACUACCUGUACUCUUUGCAACAAGCACUCUUGCAGUUGGGGUGAAUCUGCCUGCACACCUUGUAAUCAUCAAGUCCACUCACUGUUAUCAAAUAGGUGUUUACACAGAGUAUUCUGAAACACAAGUUCUACAAAUGAUCGGAAGAGCUGGCCGACCUCAGUUUGAUACCUCAGCAACAGCAGUUAUUAUGACAACGACUGCUAGCAAGGAAAAAUGGAGUUCUCUUUUACAAGGAACACAAAACAUAGAAAGCAGCUUGCAUCAUCAUCUUAUAGAACAUCUUAACGCCGAAAUUGUUCUCCAUACUAUUUCGGACGUAUCAAUUGCUCUGGAAUGGUUGAAGUCAACUUUCCUAUUCAUUAGAAUACAAAAGAACCCAACUCAUUACGGCAUACCUGCUGGUCUCAGCAAAGAAGCGCUUGAACAAAAACUACAAGAAUUGUGCAUCCAGAAUCUCAACACACUUGAGAAAGCCACUCUUAUCAAGAUGGACGAUGGAUUUGACUUAAAACCUGGAGAACCCGGUUGUUUAAUGGCACGCUACUGUAUUGCUUUCGAUUCGAUUAAACAGUUUCUAGACRUUGAGGGUUCCGAAUGUUUAGCAGAUAUGGUAACUCUGGUGUCAAAGUGUAAAGAGUUUUCAGAUGUGAAACUAAGAGUCAACGAGAAACGAAUACUCAAUGGUUUGAAUAAAGACAAAAACAAGUUGACUAUAAGGUUUCCAGUCAAUGGAAAGAUCAAAUCGACRGAUCAAAAAGUCAGCUGUCUAAUCCAAGCAACAUUAGGAUGCUUAUCAAUAUCUGAAUUCUCUUUGAAUCAGGAUGUAACGAAAAUCUUCAGAUGUGGACAAAGAGUAACACGUUGCUUGGUAGAGCUUUCAAUGCUUCACAACAAAUUCAAGUCACUUCUAAAUGCAAUUAUCUUCGCRAAAUGCAUGAAAGCAAGGUUAUGGGAGAAUUCCAAAUACAUAUCAAAGCAGAUUGAGAAAGUUGGAACCACAUUGUCAACCAUGCUGGUGAAUGCAGGUCUAACAUCAUUUAAGAAAAUCGAAGAAACGAACCCACGUGAGAUAGAAUUGAUUGUCAAUCGUCAUCCACCCUUCGGCAGCCAGAUUAGAGAAGCUGCUAUGUCAUACCCGAAGUAUGAAGUGUCUGUGGAGCAGAAAGGACGCUACACCUGUAAAAGCUCUGAGAUUCUUCUUAGUGUCACGAUGACCAACUGGAUGAAACGUCAGCUGUCUACAGGCUCGAAGCGUGCAUAUCACUUCUGCGUCUUCUUGAUAGGAGACGCAGACAAUGAUGUUGUUUACAAACAACGACUUGGAGAUGCGGUAUUUUUUAAAGAGGGCGGUGUGUGGAGCAAAACGAUAAAUGUUCGUCGCGCAAGUAAAUCGCCUGAAUUGAGCAUCAAUCUAAUCAGUCAAGAUUAUGUUGGAAUUGAUGUCACAACUACUUUUACACCAUACUACAGUGGAUCGUACUUUCCUGCAGACACGACAUCAGCUGAGCCUAUCGAGCGACAAAAGGUUCCACAAAGUACGCCAGCUCCAGCAACAUUAUCAGGAAAGCCUUGCAACCAUCGGUGCAUUAACAAGAAUAUAUAUCCUUUAAAAAGUACGCGCCCCUUAUUGACAGGAAAAGUCAUGAAUGGGUUUUUAGAUCAACUUCACCAGAGAACCUUCGCUUUACCAAGGACACCAGCACAAAAACGACUCAAGGUUCCAAUCAGCACCACUCCAGUGAGUACAGGCCUUUCGUCGAAUUUCGCUGAAAGAUUCUCGUACAACCGCAGASCAUUACCACUUCAGUAUGGAAGCCAUCAAACACCGUCUUCUACUCUAGUGAUUGUAAAAACAAGACCAACAGAAAACUAUAGGAACGAGACUGAUUUACGCACGGAGUGUCAACUGAGACAGAAUAAGAAAAUGAUAUCUGACGACAUAUUUCAAGAUGAUGAUGAUUUCUUUUCGGAUAUUCUUGAGGGCCAAGAAGACGAGAUUGAUGAUCUCCCAUCACUCUACGAGUAUGGAUUCUCAGGGACAGAUCAUCCAAUGCCAAACCCAACUUCUCAAGUGAAAGCUACUCGGGGCGGUAGCUCCACUUAUUUUUCCAACAACAAUAAAGGCUCUUCUUCCAAAAUAAAAGAUCAAGAACAGAGUCAAAGGUUAUUCAAGGAGAAGAGCAAUUCGCUCAAUCCAAACUCAUAUAGAAUGCAGGAUGAACCAGCCCCAAAGCGGAAGAGGGUUGCUGACAUUUCAAAUAACUGGGCUAAGAAAACUCCAACAAAACCGUUGCCCCACCCACAAUYACUGUCGUCCAGAUUACCAGGAUGGGGGGAUUUCCAAGCUGCAAAAAGUCAAUCUAGUUAUAUGAAAUCUGCAACAAUACCUAAGCACGAUAGUGAAGAGGAUAAAGGUAGAAGAGAAUAUGAUCAAGCGAAGCGUAAAGAUGUUACUGGUGGCGCCAUUCCAAAACGCAGCUCAGUAUCGCUGUCUUCCAAAGUACCAGGAUGGAAUGAAUUUAAAACAAUGAAAGACAAGGCUGUCCAAGAGCAAAACAAUACCAAUACAGAUACAGGACUAGAUUCAGAUCUAGGUAAACGGCCAAGUAAACUGGAACAGGAAGUGGCAGGUGACAAGCUGCCAUUGGUUCCCGUUUUCUUUUCUUCUGACGCAAACCAAAGAUUUCAGCCAGAUGAUGAUGAUCAAGACGCUUUCAGCGAUAUCUUCCAUGGAGUAUUUUAA